Messenger RNA from Boeremia exigua, 1518 nucleotides. RefSeq lists its product as uncharacterized. The transcript is spliced from 3 exons. The coding region runs from base 288 to 1220 and encodes 310 amino acids. NCBI's taxonomy places the organism in Eukaryota, Fungi, Ascomycota, Dothideomycetes, Pleosporales, Didymellaceae. The record is from RefSeq and is a predicted model, not a curated record.
CCUGUCAUACCAAGCGUGACAGCCUGUAAACAAUACUCGGCGCGGCCAGGGCAAUGGCGCUGAACGGUAGUACUGCUUCCGAGCAACGUUGUUCCUUUUUGCAAAUGUAAUUCGGUACAAAGAAUCAUGGCCUCGCAUGAUCGAUGCGUUGGAGCGCAUAUCCACAGGCGAGUCGUGGUCGAUCACUUGCAGACACGCAAACAUUCAACUACACAAAAGUGUGAACCAGCUGGGCUGGACUGACUGUUCUUGAGACCUUCAAUCUCCUACCAAUUACAUGAAUUAUCAUGAGAACGCUAAACACAGCAAGGACAGUUUGGCGGUCACUUGCCUUGGUGUGCACGGUUGGGAUAAUAGCACUGAGCACAUGGUCUCUCAUCAUUCUUCAGGUCAUAGACAGUCGUGGGUUUACGGUCCUUUCAAAUCUUGAAAGCAGGCUCGGGGCCGCUACAGCAUCAUGGUCUCAAUACAUCACUGCAGCGGCACGAGGGACUGCAUGGGCACAGGUUCUUGUCACUAUUGGUUCAAUAAUGGCCGUCACAAUUCUCUUGGUCAUCAUGUCGAACCGCUACUACUGGAUCCGCAUACCCCCAGCCGCCGUCGUUACUUUGGAUUUCGCAUCUACCAUCUGCAGCACUGCGGUAUUCGGCUGUGCUGUGACUCUUGCUCUGAGCCUCGAUACAUUCAAUGCCCCUGCACUCCCGACGUUUGAUUCCGCCGAUCUGACGUUCUUCGCCCAGCUCAACCCACUGAGCAGGGCAAUCACCAUAAUAUCAGCUUUGGGGGGCUUCUUUCUCAUCACAGCGUUCAUGACAAGUCUGAUCGACCUGCAGACGCGUCGCGCGCAAGCCAGAGAUACUCGAGCCUUCGAGCCCACCGUCUCAGCCUUGGGCAUGAGCCACGGAUUCCACGCGCUACAUCCCGAACGCAGAACAGCCCGUGAACAGAUCCCGACAAUGUACGAUCCCUAUAGAGCUUUUCGCCAAGGACAGGGAGCCUCGCAUAGUACGGAGCAAUUGCCAUUUGCAGAUGAGGCGGCUUGGAUCAGUCGGAAGCAGACAAAGUCUAGAUGGAGCGCGUCAACAACAAGUCCAAGGGGAAUUGAGCGCGAUAUCAUCAAGCUUCUAGACGUCAAGAAGGCGAGAAGAGCAGUGUCAGUCAGGCCUGCAAGACCAAAGAGUGGUGCCUGGGACGGGAGGGGUGCUGGGCACGUAAUAUAAUAUGUAGAACUGGACAAACGCUUCGUUUCAAUGCUAAUCUUUUGGCCUUGUCGGGCCUUAAUUCCAUAAUGAAAAUACCUCGCAUCGCUGAUGGGAUAUCUCUUCUCAAUCAUAGCAGUGACUGUGCUACCCUCUACUUACAACAACUCCAGACUCGCCUAUUGUGUCUUCUUCAAGCUCUUCUCAGCUGGCGCACUGUACAGCCAGACGGCAACAAAUGCCAACCAUCCAGCAACUGUAACCCAAAUCCCACCAAUCCAAACCCAUGCACCACUAAUCUCCCAGCUCCUCGGCCACU